AUGUCGCCAAAUACAGCUCAGGAUGAUCUUUCGGUUGGGGAUGUGUUCAGCCCCCAGGCUGAUAUGUGCCACUCGAAAAUUGAAGAGGAGUGCAACACUGUCAGCCAGCAAACCGGAUUUCGGAUGAGUGCGCGCAGCCCGGAACGCAGACCCGGCCUAUUUACAAAAUCGGACACGAACCCGCUGACCGCGAAAGGCGACAGACGCAAGAAAAAGAAGAAGCAGGCUCAAAUCGAUGCAGGGCCGGCUCUGUCCACUGUCCGUGGGUUCACACCUCGAGGCUCUGGCGAUGAAGACUCGGAUUUCUCAACAACGAGCUCUCGCGCCACUAGUACUCAACCGCGGCCUCUGGCUGGAAGUAAUGGUGCCAGCCCCAUGCUGCAGCCGGUUUCUGGAGGCGGUAUCAGUGCUCUACGGCUUCAGCUUGAAUCUAUGGAUCUUUCUGGGAACUCUUCUCGCCGUAAAGCUGCUGAUGGCCUUUGCUCUGCGACACCUAGCAACGCUAGUGUAUAUUCCGACAGCGAUGAAACUGAAAUUCUGACUAGCUACGAGGUGCCCCUGGACCAUGAUUACGUUAGUGCCGAUGCUGUUGCGGAGGAGAAAAAGCAGGACGAGCAAUCCCAGAAUGAUAUGUCCACCCAGGACGUCCGCAACCAGCUUUGCCGGAAAAUGACUACCGAUGAUUUUGAGCCUCUGCUCUGCUUAGGCAAGGGAUCCUUUGGGACCGUUUUGCUGGUGCGCCAUGCUCUCACAGGAAAGCUUUACGCGCAGAAACAGUUCAAGAAAGCCUCGAUUACGGUUCACAAGAAACUCGUGGAACAAACGAAGACCGAGCGCGCGAUUCUGGAAAGCGUGAAUCGACACCCCUUCGUUGUAAAGCUCUUCUACGCCUUCCAGGACCACGAAAGACUUUACCUUGUCCUCGAGUACGCCCAAGGAGGAGAACUCUUCACCCACCUCGCGAUGGAACGCAUGUUUGACGAAGACGCUGCGGCCUUCUACAUGGCCGAGAUGGUCCUCGCGUUGGAGCACCUACAUCAGAACGUCGGCGUGAUCUACCGCGAUCUUAAGCCAGAAAACUGCCUCCUUGACCGCGAGGGGCACCUCCUUCUGACUGACUUCGGCCUCAGCAAAAUCGCCGUGGGCGACGACGACCGCUGCAACUCUUCCCUCGGCACAAUCGAAUACAUGGCCCCCGAAGUCAUUCAAGGCAAACCCUAUGGCAAAGCAUGCGACUGGUGGUCCCUCGGCGCUCUGGGAUACGACCUUCUCACCGGCUCGCCUCCCUUUAAGGCAAAUAACCACGCGAAGCUGCAAGAGAAGAUUCUCAAACAGAAACUCGUCCUACCCUAUUACCUCGGCCCAGACGCGAAGGAUCUUCUCACACGUCUCCUCCGCAAGGAGCCCUCCAAGCGCCUGGGCUACCACAUGCCCAAGGACUUGCAGACGAUUAAAUCCCACCGCUUCUUUCGCAAGAUCGAUUGGCGCGCUCUUGAGAGCCGUAGCCUGACGCCCCCUAUCGUCCCAGUCGUCACGGACCCUGCUUUAGCCGAGAAUUUCUCUACAGACUUCACUGCCCUCCCGUUGAGUCCGGUCGAGGGCCCCUCGUUCUUUAGCGAACAUUACGCCGCCCAGCAUCGGGGUAGCGGUGUCCGCAGCGACAGCCAUUCCGGCAUGAGCACUGGUAUGGGUGUUCCGACGAGUCACGACGGUGCUGAACAUGAUAGCAAUCCGUUCGGUGGAUUCAGCUUUGUUGCGCCGAGUAGUCUGCUUGAUCAUGCCGUUGGUGGAAGUGGGGCGAGUCCCAUGACUGCGGGCUAUUGACUGCAGGGCUUUUCAGAUUAUUGCUACCAUGUGCUGUCGGAAUCAAUAAUUCCGCUAUGUUUCUGCUGCUUUUGGUUGCUUUGGGACUUCGCGCUGUUGUGUUUCACUAGAUAUUUAUCUAUGGAUAGGCUAAGACAAUGUGGUAAAUAUCAGCUUACACUUAGACAAGAAUUACACGGUUCUACUCUUUC
This is a messenger RNA of Aspergillus nidulans FGSC A4, 2015 nucleotides long. RefSeq names its product AGC family serine/threonine-protein kinase. The transcript has a single exon. The coding region runs from base 1 to 1824 and encodes 607 amino acids. Gene Ontology annotation, molecular function: ATP binding; kinase activity; transferase activity. Gene Ontology annotation, biological process: TORC1 signaling. The record is from RefSeq and is a predicted model, not a curated record. Lineage: Eukaryota; Fungi; Ascomycota; Eurotiomycetes; Eurotiales; Aspergillaceae.